Syngnathoides biaculeatus (alligator pipefish) is the source of this 3521-nucleotide messenger RNA. Its product is annotated as monocarboxylate transporter 2-like. The coding region runs from base 569 to 1990 and encodes 473 amino acids. Gene Ontology annotation, cellular component: membrane. The record is from RefSeq and is a predicted model, not a curated record. Gene Ontology annotation, molecular function: monocarboxylic acid transmembrane transporter activity. The transcript is spliced from 5 exons. Gene Ontology annotation, biological process: transmembrane transport; monocarboxylic acid transport. Lineage: Eukaryota; Metazoa; Chordata; Actinopteri; Syngnathiformes; Syngnathidae.
UUUACCUCUUUGUUGUGGUUAACAAUGGCUGUUGCCUUUUUAAAGUCUUUAUGGACUGCUUGUUCCUUGGUCAUUUGGACAUUAAUUAUGUCUUUCAAGGCGUUUCAAUAUUUUAACUAUGGAUGAGCGCAUUUCCAACAUCAGCUGUCAUGUCGAUUCCAGAUCCUCUGAGUACCAGUUGCUAAUAAGCAGAAUGGACCUUUCUGAUGACGACCCCUUAGCUCCGCCCCCUCAGCCAUGUCCCACAAGCUUUCAAAAUGGCGAUUUGAACAGAACACGUUCGAAGUCAAUUCUCCAUCGCGUAUUCCAGAUAAUAUUGGAGUAUGUUUUUGAGCCAAAUGCGUCAGACCUGUCCAAGAGAGUUCUACAGAGGUCUCAACUAUUUUACGUGAGGAUAUGUACACGGAAUAGAGAUUUUGGACGCAACGUCAGAGUUACAGCGAAACAUUGGCGAUCGAUGCAAAAAAUGUUUGACGCCUCAGAAACUUCAUAUUGAAAUCCAACAGGAUAAAAUAGUGGAAUAGUAUUGCGCACAUAAAGCAGGUGACGAGCCAGCGUUGGCCAAGCUAUGCCGCCCCCAGUCACCGACUCUCUGGCCGUGCCCCCACCGGAUGGCGGUUGGGGCUGGGCAGUGGUGUUGGCGUCGUUCAUCUCCAUCGGCUUCUCGUACGCCUUCCCCAAAGCCAUUACCGUCUUCUUCAAGGACAUCCAGAUCAUCUUCGGUGCCUCGUCCAGUGAAAUCGCAUGGAUCUCCUCUAUCAUGCUCGCAGUCAUGUACGCCGCAGGUCCCAUCAGCAGCAUUCUGGUGAACACGUACGGCUGCAGGCCCAUCGUCAUGAUCGGGGGCUGCCUGUGUGCGGUCGGCAUGACGCUGGCGUCGUUCUGCAACAGCGUGGUGCAGCUUUAUCUCUGCAUCGGCGUUAUUGGUGGACUUGGAUUGGCAUUCAACCUGCAGCCAGCUCUAACCAUGAUCGGCAAAUACUUCUAUAAGAAGCGCCCGAUCGCCAACGGGCUGGCCAUGGCCGGAAGCCCGGUGUUCCUCAGCUCCCUGGCCCCGCUCAACCAGUACCUUUUCAACCAUUUCGGCUGGAGGGGGAGCUUCCUGAUCCUGGGCGGCCUGCUGCUGAACUGCUGCGUGGCCGGCUCGCUCAUGAGGCCCCUGGGACCGCCGCCCUCCAAGAUGAAAAAGGAGCAAGUGGCGAGCGCUAAGGAAAAGCGAACGGUGUGGCAAAUGCUCAACAAGUAUCUGGACUUGUCUCUCUUCAAACACCGCGGUUUCCUCAUCUACCUAUCCGGGAACGUCAUCAUGUUCUUCGGCUUCUUCGCGCCUAUCGUGUUCCUCGCGGCCUACGCCAAAGAAAUGGGUGUUGACGAGUACUCUGCCGCCUUCCUCCUCUCCAUUCUGGCUUUUGUGGAUAUGUUUGCCAGACCCUCGAUGGGGCUCCUGGCUAACUCCCGCUGGGUCCGGCCCAAGAUUCAGUAUUUCUUCAGCUUCGCCGUGCUGUAUAAUGGCGUGUGCCACGUCUUCUGCCCGUUCGCCAGCUCCUACACCGGCCUCGUGGUGUACGCCGUGUUCUUCGGCUUUGCCUUUGGCAUGGUCAGCUCGGUGCUCUUCGAGAGUCUCAUGGACCUGGUCGGGGCUCCGAGGUUCUCCAGCGCAGUCGGACUCACCACCAUUGUGGAGUGCUGCCCAGUCCUGCUCGGGCCACCUAUUGCAGGGAAACUGAUAGAUGUCACCAAUAAUAAUUACAAGAUCAUGUAUUUCUGCUGCGGCGCCGUCGUGAUUGUGGCGAGCAUCUGGCUCUUCAUCGGCAACUUCAUCAACUACAGGCUCUUGGACCGCGAGCGCAAACUCGAGCAAUACAACCCGGCCGGGUCAGACGAUCCCGACCACCUCCAGAAGCAAGCCAAGACCGUGGCCGCGGGUGACGGCAAAGAGCCAGAUGAAGAAAAGGGCCAUGAGCCUAUGCAGCGGGAGACCAACAUGUAAGACUGUCUUUGGUUUUUUUUUUGUCUUUGUUUUUUUUUUUCGUCUAAGCUUCGUAAUGUUGUUGGCAAACAUCGGACUGAGCUUCAUGCCGAGAGAGUGCCUCGCGGUCCGCCACCUGGCUCUGUUCAGGGUCCUCUACAACUCUUGCAAACUGCCAAAGCAACAUGUGUCCCGAGCAACGUGGAAGAUAAAGACUUCCAUCGGAUUCACUUUAUAAAUGAGAUGAAAAAUGAACCUAAAUGUCACAAAUCACUCAGAAAAGUGGAAAUUUGAACAACUUCCAUGGAAACGCCAACUCCGAGCUCUUCACGUGUCUUCCAAUGUAAAUCAAACAUGGAAAGAGCAUGUUGCACUUUUCCAUUAUAAACCAGCUCCUCAAAGAUCCAAAGUUUGGGAAAUGAGGACGGCAUAAAACUGUUGCCAACGUCGGUCCUUGAUUUAUGUCCUGAAGUCGUGCUCAUCGAGCUUUCAAACAGCUCAGACUGGUUGCCCGCGAUGAUGACGUCAUUUCUUUUGGCAGCCGGUGAGCCCUGAAAUGUAGACGAGCAGGAAACCGAACGCAAGCUCUCCGCAUGAGUGGCACCCUCAACAGCCUCCUCUGCCAACCACUCGAGAACCCCUUGGGCAUAAUAAUCCCUCUCGUCGGCUCGUUAUAAUCGAUCAUCUAUCAGCACUUAUUCCAGAACCAAAACUUGACUCCAGCUCAUAUAAAAUUGAAUGUACUCUCCAUUGUGGGCCUUAAUAAUAAGGUAAUAAUGACCAAAACUGUAAUAUAUAGUGAGUGGACACUUCAUUAGGGACUCCCCAGAGAUGUAGUAACAAUUGAGAUUGUGCUCCCAUCUUGAAUUGGAUCACAUUUAAUUUUUUUGUUUUUGCCUAAUGAAGUGAAGUUUAAAUUAAAAAAAAAAAAAAGCCUUACAUGUACUUGAAGAAAUGAGGCAGGUAUUGUUAAGUUAUUGUUACUGAAAUUUGAAUUGCUCUUGGUCCUCCAAACGUAGCCAUGUUGUUUUGUGGGGAAAAAUGAAGUAUAUUUAAAAAAAAAAAAUCCCACCAUUUUAUUUAAAUUAGUGCUAUUGGCGCAUUUCCAUCAAAGCCAAGCAGCGCUAAUGUUGACCAACGCCGUCCACGUUGUCGUCAUCUCCCAAAGCUUUUGUGAUAAAAUAAUAUUUCUAUUGAAAGUAGUUUUGCGAUUCAAUAUGAAAGCAGCUGCUACACAUGUAUUUGGAAAAAAAAAGAUCUAUUUUGCAUUAUUAUUAUUUGAGAUUCACCCCUAAACAGCGGCAGUUUUAAUAUAUAAUUCUAUAUUUUGCUUCGCUUCAGUGUUCCGCAGUAUUUUUGUAUGUUGACAAAGUCCGCCGUCACUGUGCUUUGGACGACUCGGAAUGUUUUCUCGGUAAUCUAUGCAAAACGUCUCAUUUCGAGAUGAUUUUCAAAAUGAGCUGCAGAAUCGUGACAUCACCCCGUAACACUGCCUCCUGCUGUUGAGUUAUUAGCAGGAUUAUUAUUACUAUUUAUUUCCAUUUUUUUUUUU